Messenger RNA from Balearica regulorum gibbericeps (East African grey crowned-crane), 1194 nucleotides. RefSeq names its product prokineticin receptor 1 (gene PROKR1). Gene Ontology annotation, cellular component: plasma membrane. Gene Ontology annotation, molecular function: neuropeptide Y receptor activity. Lineage: Eukaryota; Metazoa; Chordata; Aves; Gruiformes; Gruidae. Gene Ontology annotation, biological process: neuropeptide signaling pathway. The record is from RefSeq and is a predicted model, not a curated record.
AUGGCCAUGGAGCAAGCUGAACAUAACCCAAAUGCUACCAUCAACUUCAACUUUGCUGCAAUCUACAAUCUCCACGAUGGGGAUUUAACCUCCUUGCGAAACUUCUCCUUCCCUUUCAAUUUCAGUUACAGUGAUUAUGACUUGCCACUGGACAGUGAAGACGACAUGACCAAAACCCGCACCUUCUUUGCAGCCAAGAUUGUGAUUGGGGUGGCUCUGGUUGGCAUCAUGCUGGUCUGUGGCAUUGGUAACUUCAUCUUCAUUGCUGCUCUCGCCCGCUACAAGAAGCUGCGAAACCUCACCAACCUGCUGAUUGCCAACCUGGCCAUCUCAGACUUCAUUGUGGCCAUCGUGUGCUGCCCCUUCGAGAUGGACUACUACGUGGUGCGGCAGCUGUCCUGGGAGCAUGGCCAUGUCCUCUGUGCCUCAGUCAACUACCUACGCACUGUCUCCCUCUAUGUUUCUACCAACGCUCUCCUGGCUAUAGCUGUUGACAGGUAUCUGGCCAUUGUUCACCCACUGAAACCACGCAUGAAUUAUCAAACAGCAACCUUCCUAAUUGCUUUGGUCUGGAUCGUCUCCAUACUUGUAGCUAUCCCAUCUGCAUACUUUGCUACUGAAACGGUGUUAUUUAUAGUGAAAAACCAGGAGAAAAUUUUCUGUGGUCAAAUCUGGCCAGUUGACCAACAGAUGUACUACAAAUCAUACUUCCUCUUCAUCUUUGGCAUUGAAUUUGUCGCACCUGUGAUUACAAUGACCUUGUGUUAUGCCAGGAUCUCUCGGGAGCUUUGGUUUAAAACCGUACCAGGAUUUCAGACGGAACAGAUCAGAAAGAGGCUUCGAUGCAGAAGAAAAACUGUUAUGGUACUGAUGUGCAUCCUGACUGCCUAUGUUCUCUGCUGGGCACCUUUCUAUGGCUUCACAAUUGUCCGUGACUUUUUCCCCACGAUCUUUGUGAAAGAGAAGCAUUAUCUUACUGCUUUUUACAUAGUUGAAUGCAUUGCUAUGAGUAACAGCAUGAUAAACACCAUGUGUUUUGUAACUGUAAAAAAUAACACCAUGAAGUAUUUCAAGAAGAUCAUGUUGCUCAGAUGGAGAUCAACAUAUAAUGGAAGCAAAUCUAGCACAGAUAUAGACCUGAGAACAAGUGCAAUGCCGGUCACAGAGGAGGUAGACUGCAUAAAACUGAAAUAA